Molecule: messenger RNA, 1604 nt
Organism: Equus caballus (horse)
Lineage: Eukaryota; Metazoa; Chordata; Mammalia; Perissodactyla; Equidae
Gene: RPP40
Product: ribonuclease P/MRP subunit p40
Biological process (GO): endonucleolytic cleavage in ITS1 to separate SSU-rRNA from 5.8S rRNA and LSU-rRNA from tricistronic rRNA transcript (SSU-rRNA, 5.8S rRNA, LSU-rRNA); tRNA 3'-end processing; tRNA 5'-leader removal
Cellular component (GO): ribonuclease MRP complex; multimeric ribonuclease P complex
Molecular function (GO): ribonuclease P activity; ribonuclease MRP activity
Source: RefSeq, a predicted model, not a curated record
GCGGUGUGCAAUCGUCGGAGGGAGGGGCAGGGCGAGGUGCCCCUCGCCGUGUCCAAGGCGCUGGCGUCUGCUUCCUCUGGUCCCUAGCCCGCCCCCGCCCCAGUUGGUGGCCUCCCCGGGAGGGACGGGAGGGCAGGGCCGGGGCUAGGGAGUUAGGAGAGUGCGCGGGCUGGCCGCAAAUCGAGGCCGCAUCGCGCCCUUCCCCACCACUGGAUUCCUUCUCCCACCCUCUUGCUUUUAGAUCUUUCCAGAGCAUCGUCCCGAGUUCCGGCCCAGGGAGUUCCUGGCUUUUCUAAAGUGCUUUUGGGAACGGGUCUGUUACCUGAGAAACUUUCCGCUUUGCCUGCCGCCCUCGGCGUUCUCCCGCGGGGCACACCGUUUCGGCAGCCUUUAGCGGAAAUUCGCCCUGCUGACCCUACUCGCAAGCACAGCUUCAGAGCAACUCUGGCUGUUGCUUCAUGAAAAUGUCACCCUCGCGGGGCGCCUUUUUCACGGAUGUGGAAGUUGAGGCAUCAGUGAGGUUAAUUAUCGGUUUAUCCGGCAUCUGCUGAGACUUGAGAACAGCCCACACUCCCAGUCCGCUGUUUAGUGAGCUGUUUUCACCAACCCAUGUUUCAUUUCUGAUUCCUGAAUGUGGGAUACUGUCAAAAGAACUGAAAAACCUGGUCAUGGAAACUGGACCCUAUUACUUUGUGAAGAAUUUACCUCUCCAUGAGUUAAUUACUCAUGAGUUCAUCAAUACUUUUGUAAAGAAAGGCUCAUGCUGUGCGCUGACAUACAAUACAAAUAUUGAUGAAGACAACACUGCUGCCCUGCUGCCCAACGGGAAAUUAAUUUUAUCACUGGAUAAAGACACUUAUGAAGAAACUGGACUUCAGGGUCAUCCAUCUCGGUAUUCUGGCAGAAAAAUCAUGAAAUUUGUUGUUUCCAUUGAUUUGAUGGAUUUAUCCUGUAACCUGGAUUCUAAGAAGUAUAAACGAAUAUCUUGGUCCUUCAAAGAAAAGAAGCCUUUGAAAUUUGAUUUUCUUUUGGCUUGGCAUCAUACAGGUGCAGAAGAAUCAGCGAUGAUGUCAUACUUUUCCAGUUACCGAAUUCAAGAGCAUCAGCCAAAAAUAGCCGUGAGCACGAUGACAGAUCUGCAGUGCCCAGUGCUGCAGAGCAGUGAGCUCGGGGGCAAGCCCGAGGUGGCCUGCGGGGCUUGGGAGCUCCUUGAUUGGCUGGGCGCCGUCUUCAGUGACGUCGAGCUAAAUAAUGAGCCUAAUAACUUCAUAUCAACCUAUUGCUGUCCUCAGCCAAGCACAGUGGUGGCAAAAGCCUAUUUGUGUACAAUCACUGGUUUCAUACUUCCGGAGAAGAUAUGUCUCCUGUUGGAACAGCUGUGUCGCUACUUCGAUGAGCCAAAGUUAGCUCCUUGGGUUACGUUGUCGGUUCAAGGCUUUGCAGACAGCCCUGUUUCCUGGAGAGAAAAGGAACAUGGUUUUCGAAAAGGAGGAGAACAUUUAUACAACUUUGUGAUUUUUAAUAAUCAGGACUAUUGGCUUCAGAUGGCUGUGGGGGCAAAUGAUGACUGUCCACCAUAAAAAAAUACAGACUUUAAAAUCGUG